AUGGGGCGCUUUGACGAGGCGCUAGCACUACUUGACGAAGAGCCAUCAAAUAAUAACUUGGAGACUUACAAAAAUUUUGUUAAAGUUAAAAAAGGGUAUAAUUUACUUCAAAAAGGUGGCUUCGGAAUGGAUAUCUCACAAGAAGAAAAUCGCAAAGUGUUGUCUGAGUUACAGCUUCGUGGCGUUCGAAAUUUGGCUUGUUCGAUGGAACCCUUUGAAAAAGUCUGUCUUUUGCUCAGCAAAGCCCACAAUCAUUUGGAGUCCCGAACUUGGCAUUACGAACUAUUGAUCGCAUAUCUUCGGGAAAAGCUUUCACUUGCUAAGAAGGAGCGUUCGAAAUUGAAAGCCGUCAUCAUAGCGACUUGGACUUUGCUUUUAUAUUCACAGGAGAUAGCAGCUUCUAAUGAUCAGGCAAAUCUGAUAUUGGCAAGAGAAGAUCCUCGCCACGCUACGUCGGAUUUGAUCGAAGAGUUGAAGCAAUUCUUGGACAUAAAUCAAGGUUUUCUCGACCCGGAGCUGGUCAUCGAGAUUCUUUUGAAGGCGGAUCUUGAUUCAGUCAGAAUGCAUUAUGCGGUCAUUCGGGGGGAAUUUGAGUAUAUUCUCACCUUCCAUCUAGAGAACGGAAAUUGGACAAGUGCUAUAGCGACAUUGAAGAAAGCGAUAGAUAGCGAGGGGAGCUCAGGUAGAGAACUUUUGUAUACAACGGCGCCAUUGUUGUUACAGAUCUGCCCGAAAGUGACGGUUGAUACCUGGGCUAAGACGUCGGGACUUCAGAUCCAGCGACUUCUUCCUGCGAUCCUUGAUUACGUCCGUAAACAUGAUCAUUUACCACUACCGGAGAACCAUGCUCUCAAUUUUCUCGCAGGUGUGAUUUAUGAUAGCAAUUGUGAAACUGCGAUAAACGCAUACCUCGCUCUCAUAGUGAGGUAUCCUGAUGACGAUCAACAGCGAGCAACUAAAGCUUUGCUUAAAGCCCUAAAUCAUCUUCGCGAUAGCAAAUCUGAAGCUACUUACGACAAGCAACUCAUACUUCGACUAGCCAUACAACAUGGGAAGUUGUGGCCCGCGGUUGUUAUCAUGAUAGAGGAUAUGCAGCUCUACGAGACAUCCUUGAAAUUUGCAUUAAAGCACAAGGAUGUCCGAUCAGCGGAGUAUAUUUUGCGAAAAUUUGAAAGAAACUUGACGGAAAGUGCUGAAUAUAAGAGACAAACGACUAGCGAGUUGCAGAUGUCAUUGAGCCACCUAUCAGACAAUGAUCAAAACAUGAGAAAGCGCCUAUGGCUUGUUUUUGCUCAAUUUGUCAUGAAACACUCUGCGGGUGAUUUCAUGUCGCUACAGAGUACUUAUUUUGAGAGGCAUCUUAAAAAUGGUUUUCCCAGAUUCGAAGAUCGCAUUCGUUAUCUCAUCGAGUAUGCAAAGGAGACAUCACAUUUCAAGUCUCCAUUGAAUGUGAAAGAUUUAAUUGCGCUUUUGCCAGAGCGAGUUGAGAUCUCGCAAUUAAAGGAGGAGAUCGUGGACUCACUCGAUAGCCAUAAUGACUCCAUUGCAUUAUUGACUAGUGAGAUGAAGGAGCUGGCUCUCAUUUCGUCAAAAUUAAGAGAGCAAAUUACUACAUUUCGUGAUGAGAAACGCAAUGGACAGAUUGGGGUUUUGGUAGAGGCCGGUGAAGCCUGUGCUCUUUGUUCGAAGCUACUUUUGGAGAAAAACAUCGUUGUUUUCGCUAACUCUGCUAUGGGAAAAACUCAAAAGAAGAACAGUAAAGGUCGUUUAGAUCGCUACUACUAUUUGGCAAAGGAAAAGGGUUACAGAGCUAGAUCUUCCUUCAAGCUUAUACAAAUUAAUGAGAAAUAUGGUCAUUUCUUGGAAAAGUCCAAAGUUGUGGUAGACUUGUGUGCUGCUCCUGGAUCGUGGUGUCAGGUAGCCUCCAACCUUUGUCCAAUGAACUCAUUGAUUGUCGGUGUGGAUAUCGUUCCGAUGAAACCUCUUCCUAAAUGCAUUCUAUUUCAAUCCGAUAUAACCACUGAAGAUUGCCGCUCAAAGCUUCGAGGACAUCUCAAGACGUGGAAAGUGGAUACAUUUCUACAUGACGGAGCUCCCAACGUGGGUUUGGGAUGGGUUCAAGAUGCGUUCACGCAAUCUCAGCUUGUCUUAAAAGCCCUCAAGCUAGCUGUCGAGCAUCUUAUUCAAGGCGGAACUUUUGUCACAAAGGUUUUUCGGUCAAAGGACUACAAUAAUUUGAUGUGGGUAUUCCAGCAGCUCUUUGAUAAAGUUGAAGCCACGAAGCCACCAGCCUCAAGAAAUGUUUCCGCUGAGAUCUUCGUUGUUUGCAAAGGUUUCAAAGCACCCAAAAAGUUAGACAAUAGAUUGCUUGACCUCACCGACGUUUUUGAAGAAAUUGGCAAACCAAAAGACAAUAAUGAGGCUAAAGUUUUCAACCCUGAGAAGCGAACAAGGAAAAGGGAGGGGUAUGAAGAGGGAAACAACAUUUUAUUUAAGGAAAUGGAUAUCCUUGAGUUCAUCAGAGAUGGCGAACCCAUCAACAAAUUGGGAGAAUUAAACAAAUUAACAAUCCCAACAAAAAAUUCGGAAUGGAGAAUGUUGUGCAAGCUAAAGCUUUGGUCGUCAGAACUCGAGGAAUGCGUGAGUGAUCUUAAAGUGUUGGGUAAAAAAGAAUUUAAACGAAUUCUCAAGUUUAGAAAAAACGCGAGGAAAGCGCUUCAACUCGAUAAUGCUCCUGAAAGCGACUCGGAAGAGAAGCCUGUUUUGACAGAGGAAGAGCAGAUUAGUCAGGAGUUGGCUUCGCUCACAGAAAAGCAGCGUCAAAGAAGAAAACGGGAGAAAAAAUCAGCUAAUGAAGUUAAACAGCGAGAACUCAAGCGUCUUCAAAUGAACAUGCUCACCGAUAUGUCGAUUGGUAUAGAUGCUGCCAAUAAUGCGUCUCAGUCUUUAUUUAACUUGAAAGCGGUCAAGAAUACUGGUGAAAUGGAAUCCAUAGCUGAUGGAAAGAAGACAAUGAUAUUGUCAGACAAAGGUCGUAAUGUGGAUACCUUGCUGGAUGACGAGGAAGCUGUGUCUCUGGACUCGGAGAAGGAGAAUGAUGAUCUUGAAGCUCAACUCAAUGCUUUACACAAUCAGUUUAAGCAAAGAAAGUUGGAAAGGAAUGCCAAUUAUCGGGCCAAGCUUAAUCGAGGCGAUUUAGAUGAGGAGAAGUGGGAUGGUAUAACCAGUGAAGUGGAUAGUGAUGAUUCAGAGAAUGACCAGUUGGUGAUGGAGAGUAAUAGUGAUUCUGAUGAUGAGGAUGAUGAAGCUAUUUCGAAAAUGAUGGAGAUGCGUAACUCUCAGUCGGCUUCUUUGUCUAAAGAAGCGCAUGCUUUUUAUGCGGUCAAUCCUCUUAUUGGCAAAAUUGACGACAGCACUCUUCUUUCCUCGCUUCAAACUACCGUACCCGGAACUCUGAAUGUGAUCGAGACCAAUCCAGAGUCUUCUGAAAAGAUCGAUUUCGAACUUGUCAAGGGGCAAUUUACCGACAACAAGGAGCGUGCGGAAGAUUUCGAUAUGAAAGAGAAGCAUGCGUCCACCGUCGAGUUAGAUACUGCUGAGGCCAUGACAUUGGCGCAUCAAGUAGCGCUUGGUCAGAAGAACAAGCAUGAUCUUGUUAACGAAGGAAUUCAUCGCUACUCAUUUAGAGACAAAGAUUCUCUUCCGGACUGGUUCAUCGAGGAUGAGAAGAGGCAUUCGAAGAUCAUCAAACCCAUUACUAAAGAAGCAGCAGCAGCGAUCAAAGAAAAGCAGAAGCAACUUAACUCACGACCAAUCAAAAAGAUUUUAGAAGCUCAGGGUCGGAAGAAAAUGCGUGCCAUCAAGAGGCUUGAGAAAAUCAAAAAGAAGAGUGACCUUAUUAACGAAGAUGCUGACAAAAGUGAACGUGAUAAGGCCGAUGAAAUUCAGCGCAUGAUGAGAAAGCUUUCCAAGAAGGAGGCAACUAGGCCUAAGCCGACACUUGUGGUCGCAAAGGGUCAUAAUCGUGGUCUUAGUGGCAGGCCCAAGGGAGUGAAGGGCAAAUAUAAAAUGGUGGAUGGUGUCAUGAAAAAUGAACAGAGAGCACUUAGGCGGAUUGCCAAAAAGCACAAAUAA
This is a messenger RNA of Candidozyma duobushaemuli, 4134 nucleotides long. RefSeq lists its product as uncharacterized. Gene Ontology annotation, molecular function: rRNA (guanine) methyltransferase activity; rRNA (uridine-2'-O-ribose)-methyltransferase activity. The record is from RefSeq and is a predicted model, not a curated record. The transcript has 2 exons. NCBI's taxonomy places the organism in Eukaryota, Fungi, Ascomycota, Pichiomycetes, Serinales, Metschnikowiaceae. Gene Ontology annotation, cellular component: preribosome, large subunit precursor; nucleus; nucleolus. Gene Ontology annotation, biological process: maturation of LSU-rRNA from tricistronic rRNA transcript (SSU-rRNA, 5.8S rRNA, LSU-rRNA); rRNA methylation; maturation of 5.8S rRNA from tricistronic rRNA transcript (SSU-rRNA, 5.8S rRNA, LSU-rRNA). Bases 1 to 4134 code for a protein of 1377 amino acids.